Molecule: messenger RNA, 1243 nt
Organism: Lineus longissimus
Lineage: Eukaryota; Metazoa; Nemertea; Pilidiophora; Heteronemertea; Lineidae
Product: protein PET100 homolog, mitochondrial-like
Exons: 4
Coding region: 165-407 (80 amino acids)
Biological process (GO): mitochondrial respiratory chain complex IV assembly
Cellular component (GO): mitochondrion; mitochondrial inner membrane
Source: RefSeq, a predicted model, not a curated record
UUGGCUAUUGUUAUCCUGUAUUUUCUAGUAAAUUCGUGAUAAACUAAAAAUAUUUUCUGUUGUUGUAAGCGACUCAGAAAUUGCGCAGUCUUUCACGUUUUGAACUUAUGCAACGACAAAACUAUUGAUUUUCCUCUAAAUGACCCAUAGAUGAUAUAAGCAAGAUGGGUGGAUGGAAAUUAGAAGUUGCGAAGAUGGCCAUGUAUAUGUCAUUUCCAGUUGGACUUUUCUACUAUUUUAACCAGCCUUCGUUUUUUGAGGAGUGGAUGAUGAGUAGGAGGCAUGAAUUAUUCCCUCCCGAACAACCUGGGGCUCGGAGAGCCAUUCAAAAGACGAUUGUCAAAUUAGAUGAAAGGCGUGAACAGAAAUGGAAGGAAAAUAUGAAGAAGGUAGACACAUCGUCAUAGUUUUAGGAAUCUGUUUGAUUUAAAAGAUGUAUCAUGUUAAACAAAACUGAAUUUAAGAGCCCUGAAGUUUUGCGAAUUUAUAAUAUUGGGGGAUCUCAGAAAUAGGAAUCAUGUACACACUUUUGAAUCAUGGACCAAAUUUCAUACUUUCUAUGUUGUUCUGCUUGAAUAAGUGAAUGUAAGUCAGGCUGUGAGUACAACCACUUUCAAUACAUGCCUUUUUCUGACAAUUUUGAGGACAGCUUUUGUAUCCAUGAAACGAGCAGGCAAGCUGGGCCUGCCUGGGAAACUGUAUGGAUUCCAUUGUUGUCGAUAAUGAUACUUUGAAAAUGAUUUGUGAUAAGUUCUUGUGUGAAAAUUGUGGUGUAUUUAAAAAUUCUGAAGGAUGUGACAAACUGUGUGUUUUGAUGUAACUAAGAUGUGGCUGACUCUUGAGGCUGGGUAUGCAUAGACUGUAUGGACGUGUGGCAUUGUGAUAUUGAUAAUUGUCACCUGGCCGACAAAAGAGUAUGUUCCUGUUGUAAUGGAACAUGUUGCAUGAUGUGCCGUGCACAAGAAAGACAUUGGGUGAUAUGAAUAAAGACUAGGAAAUGCUUUUAUCUCCAUGUACAUUUACACUAGGCCUUCCUGUACAAAACCGGAGUAAAAGCAUUUGCUAGUCUUUAUUCAUAUCACCCAAUGUCCGUGCAAUGCAUUACAAGAGAACAGUCUGUGGAUACAUGUAAGCAGUAUAGUGAUGGUGAAACGCAUGUGUCCAAGGAAUUGGUGUGAUCCUCUUGUAAAUAUAUGUAUCAUCAACCUUUUUGGAGAAAAAAUAAAGAAGAAAUGGAAUAAAA